AUGUCUUUUGACACGCUCAAACUCUCGCCUACGGAGCACUUGGUGGGCCGCUGUCUGAGGUAUCCGCCAACGUUUGCGAACCCUGGCGGCCUCCCCAAGCCCAAACGGUUUCCGGUGGACCAGAUGCAGAGCUUUCGCGACCAAGAGGCUGCUGUUUUCCAGGACCUCUUGUUUGUUUUGAUCGGGCUUGAAGGAUUUUAUAUACGUUAUGCGGACUCGUUUAGCAUCGACGACAGCCCUCUGCAGCGUCUGAUUGGCCCGGAUUUCUCAAUCAACAAGCACCUCGAUUCGGGACUCAAGGAUAUCGCUAAGAGAAUCAGCCGUUUGGGGAAAUACUACGUGAGUUUGGUGUCGUUUGUGGAGCAGUACGACGAUCUGGAGUAUGGAACCGUUGUCCAGGCUUUAUGCUUUGAGAUCAGAGAGGUUCUGCGUAUGUACGAGUCGAUCCUGGUCCAGAUUGAGCACGAGUUCCACCACAACGCAAACUAUUCGGUUACGCUGCUGGAGCAAGAUCUGACCGUCAACACGACGCUCCAGUUGACCCAUUUGUAUGAGCUGGUAAUGAAGAUUGUGCAGGAGAAUGAGAAACGCAAAGAUUCGUCCAACAUGAACAAGAUGCGGUUUGAGAGCAUGCUCAAAUCUCUCAAGGACGAUCAUUACACGGGAACUUUGGACGGAGUCACGUCGGACCCCACCAACAGCAAAGUCGUCAAGGGCGGUUUGGUUUUGAGCUUUAUUCAGUCGGGGAUUGACAAACACAAGGGAGAUGCCGCAUCUUACCAGUUCAUGGUGGACUUAUUCAACAAGGUAUCUGUUGGCUAUGUUUCCAUGUUCAAUUGGUGGCUCGAAACGGGCACCAUCGAAGACCCCUAUGACGAGUUUCUAAUUCACCAAAAUCUCGAAGGCUCUCGUGUAAGUGAGGACUACUGGGCAGACAAGUUUACAAUACGAAGCGAGGGACUGCUGAAACAAUUCUAUCCUCCCAAUGUACAGAAAAAGGUCAUCCUCACAGGCAAGUAUUUGAAUGUGCUAAAGGAGUGCGGCGUCGACGUCGACAGUUUGGGGUCUAUUCAGCAUAUCAAGACUCUACAGGACAACGAUCUCUUUAUCCGACUAGAUGUAGCGUACACAAGAGCUAACAAACUGAUAAUCGACUUGCUGUUCAAUGGAUACCACAUUAGGGAAUUUUUGGAAAGCCUGAACAAGUACUUUCUGCUCACAAAUAACAGCAAUUUCGAUGACUUCAUGAGUGACAGUCUUUCCGAGCUGCGCAAGUCGAAAGAACACGCUUCCAUCAACACGCUUAGCAAGCUAUAUCUUUCAAGCUAUCAUAAAGACGACGUGAUAGAAGAUCAUGCAAGCGCCAAGAGCCGACGCCUGAUUUUCAACCUUGCUACCCUGUCGCUCACCAAAUAUACACUACUGGACGAGCUGGUGAUGAUCUUGAGCGCUAAGACCACCAACUCUGAAAAGGUGUUUGCUUCAUCUGACUUGAACUCGCUUAAGAAUCUUCUCAACUCCACACUCGAAGCUAACGAAAACAACGUAAAGACUAGCGUUCUGACAAAUACCAAGAUUGAUCAAUACGCUGUGUUCAGCUUCUGUCUCGACCUCGAAGUGCCUUUUCCGCUGAAUCUGAUUAUCACCAAGUCGCAAAUGGUGGAGUACCAAUUCAUCUUUCGUAAUCUCUGUUAUCUCAAGUUCGUGGAAAAGUGCUUAGAGAUAUCGUGGCGGGAAAUCACACACCAAAGAUUUUGGAAAUGGCAGUUCCGUGAUGAGAGAUUGCACCGGUGGAUCAAGAAGGCCAGGGUUGUUCAUGCCAAGAUGCGGACGUUUGUGAACUUGUGUUUGUUCUACUUGAACUACGACGUGAUGCACGCGAAUUGGAAGAAAGUGGAGGCCGUUCUGGAGAGUUUGAAGACCGACCCGAGUGUGGAACUCGAAACGGUGUUUUCCUCCAUCAAAUCGUUCCUUAGCACCAUUUUGUCUGAAUCGAUGUUGACCAAGAUCAGGCUCGCACAAAUAGUGAACCAGCUUUUUGCAAUCAUUGUUCUGUAUCAUAAUUUCGUGAUGGCUUUAAGAAAAACGCUGAUUUUGAUGGACGAAGAUCUUUUCACAGAAAACCAAUCAAAGCUGUCGCCGGGAACCACCUUUGAUCUCGAAAAGAAUGAAACCCGAAUGAGACGCUUGAUAGCCGGACUCAAGAAUUACGAAGAGAAAUACUACUCCAAAAUGAGCGACAUGAUGGAUGCACUAAAGUAUUACGGUGAGAUAGAUUCUCCGUCGUUAUUACGUCUAUAUGAGGAGCUGGCACUGUCUUUCAAGAUGGAGAUUUACUAA
Molecule: messenger RNA, 2340 nt
Organism: Ogataea parapolymorpha DL-1
Lineage: Eukaryota; Fungi; Ascomycota; Pichiomycetes; Pichiales; Pichiaceae
Product: Spindle pole body component alp4
Exons: 1
Coding region: 1-2340 (779 amino acids)
Biological process (GO): spindle assembly; cytoplasmic microtubule organization; microtubule nucleation
Cellular component (GO): gamma-tubulin small complex; centrosome; equatorial microtubule organizing center
Molecular function (GO): microtubule minus-end binding; gamma-tubulin binding
Source: RefSeq, a predicted model, not a curated record